This is a messenger RNA of Prionailurus viverrinus (fishing cat), 3550 nucleotides long. RefSeq names its product AKT serine/threonine kinase 2 (gene AKT2). The transcript has 14 exons. Bases 717 to 2306 code for a protein of 529 amino acids. Gene Ontology annotation, molecular function: ATP binding; protein serine/threonine kinase activity. The record is from RefSeq and is a predicted model, not a curated record. Gene Ontology annotation, biological process: protein phosphorylation. NCBI's taxonomy places the organism in Eukaryota, Metazoa, Chordata, Mammalia, Carnivora, Felidae.
AGGGUGGAGGGUCUGCAAUGCUGAGUGUUCCGUCCGUGGGAUGUGAGCCACUCGGUGCUGGUCAUGCCUGCUGUGGGAGGGAGCCCCCGUUGCUUGCUCCUGGCCCUGCCUUUGCAGCUCGGAGUCCAGAACGUGAUUUCUCACCCCGCUGUUUACUUCCCUGUCACUGUCCAUCUUGUCUUUCCUUUCGCUUCCUCCCACUUACCUCCCUACCCGGCCCGGGCCCGGGCAGCCUGCCACCGUCACAUGCCAGGCAGUAGUGUGUCCGGCCCACCAGCUCCCCUGGGGCAUGAGAGAAAGCUGAUGCCCAUGGUGUCCCUAGAGCCAGCUGCCACUUCUCCGGGGGCCGCUGUGGCUCCUGACCUGCUGUCCGCAAAUAACCCCAGGCCGGGAAAGGCGAAAGGCGCCUUGGGCUCCGUGGCCCCUGUCCAGGCCUGUGGCUCCAGGUAGGGGCCCAGCGGGCGGCUGCCUCCUGCCCUUCUCCCUUCCACCCUGGGAACCUGAGACGAAGCCGGAGGCCUCGGCGUCUGUCAGUCUGUCGGCUGCUGGUCCCUGAGGACGGAAGUGCAGGUCUUGGGGAAGGGCCCACGGCCUCGGUUGAGCCCCCAGACCGACUCCUAAGCCCCAGACAAACUGUGCUCUGUCCACCGCACCUCCUGCAUGUCCUGCUGCCCUGAGCUGUCCCAAGCUAGGUGACAGCGUGUUACGCUGCCACCAUGAAUGAGGUGUCUGUCAUCAAAGAAGGCUGGCUGCACAAGCGUGGUGAAUACAUCAAGACCUGGAGGCCCCGGUACUUCCUGCUGAAGAGUGACGGCUCCUUCAUUGGAUACAAGGAGCGGCCUGAUGCCCCAGACCAGACCCUGCCCCCGCUAAACAACUUCUCUGUCGCAGAGUGCCAGCUGAUGAAGACUGAGAGACCACGGCCCAACACCUUCGUCAUACGCUGCCUACAGUGGACCACUGUCAUUGAGAGGACCUUCCACGUAGACUCUCCAGACGAGAGGGAGGAGUGGAUGCGGGCCAUUCAGAUGGUCGCCAACAGCCUUAAGCAGCGGGGCCCAGGUGAGGACCCCAUGGACUAUAAGUGUGGCUCCCCCAGUGACCCUUCUGCGGCCGAGGAGAUGGAAGUGGCAGUUAGCAAGGCUCGGGCCAAGGUGACCAUGAAUGACUUCGACUAUCUCAAACUUCUGGGCAAGGGCACCUUUGGCAAAGUGAUUCUAGUGCGGGAGAAAGCCAGCGGCCGCUACUACGCCAUGAAGAUCCUGCGGAAGGAAGUUAUCAUUGCCAAGGAUGAAGUUGCCCACACGGUCACCGAGAGCCGGGUCCUCCAGAACACCAGGCACCCAUUCCUCACUGCACUGAAGUAUGCCUUCCAGACCCACGACCGCCUGUGCUUCGUGAUGGAAUACGCCAACGGUGGUGAGCUGUUUUUCCACCUGUCCCGGGAACGAGUCUUCACGGAGGAGCGAGCCCGCUUCUAUGGUGCAGAGAUCGUCUCUGCCCUUGAGUAUUUGCAUUCGCGGGACGUGGUGUACCGCGACAUCAAGCUGGAAAACCUCAUGCUGGACAAAGAUGGCCACAUCAAGAUCACUGACUUCGGACUGUGCAAAGAGGGCAUCAGUGACGGGGCUACCAUGAAAACCUUCUGUGGGACGCCCGAGUACCUGGCACCCGAGGUGCUGGAGGACAACGACUACGGCCGCGCGGUGGACUGGUGGGGGCUGGGCGUGGUCAUGUACGAGAUGAUGUGCGGCCGCCUGCCCUUCUACAACCAGGACCACGAGCGCCUCUUCGAGCUCAUCCUCAUGGAGGAGAUCCGCUUCCCGCGCACACUGAGCCCCGAGGCCAAGUCCCUGCUUGCUGGGCUGCUCAAGAAGGACCCCAAGCAGAGGCUCGGCGGGGGGCCCAGCGAUGCCAGGGAGGUCAUGGAGCACAGGUUCUUCCUCAGCGUCAACUGGCAGGACGUGGUGCAGAAGAAGCUCCUGCCACCCUUCAAACCUCAGGUCACCUCUGAGGUUGACACAAGGUACUUUGACGACGAGUUCACCGCCCAGUCCAUUACAAUCACGCCCCCGGACCGCUGUGAGUGUCUGAGGCCCUCCCACCGUGGGCCUGGCUGGUUUUUUCUUCAGCCCUCUGCCAAACUCACCUCAGCGGUCCCAGCGGCCCUGCCUCCAGGAUCCUGUCCUGUCCUCACCUCUGUGCUCAGACCAGGCUUUGGGAGACUCUCCGCUGGAGGGAUUCCGGUUUUUAAUCAACACGAGCCCCAGGGAGGGGCGAAGCGUGGGGCUGUGGGUCCUGCCUGAAUUUCUGGCCAGACGCCUGCAGGCAGUCUGCCUCUGUCAGAGGUCGCCUUCUCGUGGGACACCUCAGGGGACACCUUGUGGGACAUGAUGCCCCGCGGACAGUGCCCCCGUGCUGCCUUCCGUGCCCUGCUGUUAGGCUCAGAGCGGCCUGGCUCGGGCAGCCCAGCCCCUCAUCCCACAGGGGCAGAAAAGCAAUAAUGUCUAGGGACAGGCUGGGGCCUUUGGAAGGUGCGGGAUUGGGGGUCCAGGGCUCCCUCGUGUGGUUGGGGGAUGGGCACUGCCUCCUUGCCCCGCCUUCCCCAGCCUCCCAAGCUGCUCUCCUGACCCUGUGGAUGAGGCAGGAGGAACAUUUGGGGACUGGCCUCCCCGCCACCCAGUCCUGUGCCUUACCAGGGCUUCCUUCCAGCUGGCCUUAACUCCCGCUGCACCCCGGGCCCAGCCCCAGCUCUUUCCAAGGAUGGGGGCUGGGAUCACCCCCUUCUUUCCGCCUGGGGCGGAGGGGUGCCAGCCCCAGCUGUUACACAUCUCGCACCAAGACAGUAUUGGGCCCCAUGGACUGGGGUCAAAGAGGGGGUGGGGGGGGGUCUCUGGUACAUACUGGGGUGGGGGCCUCUGAGAAGGGGAGGCUCCAGGGCCCCUUUCUACCCCCCCGCCUCUGGGCCCCACGUUCUGCAGCCUUAAGGUGAACAUGUGUCAGUGCUGUGGGCACGGGGGUACGUGCCUCAGACUAUGUGUGUUUGUGGAUGUCCCUCUGCAUCCCGGACGUGGAUGCACACGGGCGUGUGUGUGUGUGUGUGUGUGCGCGCGUGCGUGCAUGUGUGUUGGGUAUGUGUGCGUGAGGGCAAGCGUGUCUUGGCCUUGAGUGUGUGGUGUGUGUGGGCUUGGGCCCUGUCCCCGGGCCUGAGCAUUUCAUCCCCUGAGGGAGGGGUGCUGGCCCAGCAGGAGGACCACACCUGGGAUCCAUUUGCUGCCCGCUCUCCUUCCCAUCCCCCCCCACCACCCAACAUCUCUCGGUGUGUGGAAUUUAGUUGUGGUUUUGAUCUCCCUGCCCCACCUCCUGUACUAGGUAGUUCCGAGAGAGACAUCCUAGGGUGGGGUGAGGGUUGGUUUGGGUGGGUGGGGGGUCUUUUUCCUUUCUGUGUGCGUAUGUCCUUUAUCUGACAAUUCUCUGUCCUCCCCACUGGCCUUCCCCCUUCCUCCCAUUUGUACGGUACAAGCAAUAAAGACACUCGUUUCAGACCGGG